UAAGGAACUCCUCAUCUACACCAUGACAAACCAGGAGAAAUGGGCCCAUCUCAGCCCUUCAGAAUUUUCCCAACUUCAGAAAUAUGCUGAAUAUUCCACGAAGAAAUUAAAGGAUGUUCUUGAAGAAUUCCAUGGUAAUGGCGUGCUUGCAAAAUAUAAUCCUGAAGGGAAACAAGAUAUACUUAACCAAACCAUAGAUUUUGAAGGCUUCAAGCUGUUCAUGAAGACCUUUCUGGAAGCUGAGCUCCCUGACGACUUCACUGCCCACCUUUUCAUGUCAUUCAGCAACAAGUUUCCCCAUUCCAGCCCAAAUGUAAAGAGCAAGCCUGCUCUGCUGUCAGGUGGUCUGAGGAUGAAUAAAGGUGCCAUCACCCCUCCACGUUCUUCUCCAGCAAAUACGUGCUCCCCGGAAGUGAUCCACCUCAAGGACAUUGUCUGCUACCUGUCUCUCCUUGAAAGAGGAAGACCGGAGGAUAAACUUGAGUUUAUGUUUCGCCUUUAUGACACCGAUGGGAAUGGUUUCCUGGACAGCUCGGAGUUAGAGAACAUCAUCGGGCAAAUGAUGCAUGUCGCGGAGUACCUGGAAUGGGACGUCACUGAACUCAAUCCGAUCCUCCAUGAAAUGAUGGAGGAGAUAGACUAUGACAGGGAUGGGACUGUGUCUCUGGAGGAGUGGAUUCAAGGGGGAAUGACGACCAUCCCGCUUCUCGUCCUGCUGGGCUUGGAAAAUAACGUGAAGGAUGAUGGACAGCACGUGUGGAGACUCAAGCACUUCAACAAGCCGGCCUACUGCAACCUCUGCCUGAACAUGCUGAUUGGCGUGGGGAAGCAGGGCCUCUGCUGCUCCUUCUGUAAGUACACAGUCCAUGAGCGCUGUGUGGGGAGAGCCCCUCCCUCCUGCAUCAAGACCUAUGUGAAGUCCAAAAAGAACACAGAUGUCAUGCACCAUUAUUGGGUCGAAGGCAACUGCCCAACCAAGUGUGAUAAGUGCCACAAGACAGUAAAAUGUUACCAGGGCCUGACGGGGCUGCACUGUGUUUGGUGUCAGAUCACACUUCACAAUAAAUGUGCUUCCCAUCUGAAGCCGGAAUGUGACUGUGGACCUUUGAAGGACCAUAUUUUACCACCCACCACAAUCUGUCCAGUGGUAUUGACUAUGCCCACCGCAGGAGGUUCCGUUCCUGAGGAAAGGCAGUCAACAGCUAAAAAGGAAAAGAGCAGUUGCCAACAGCCAAAUAAAGUGACAGACAGGAACAAGAUGCAAAGAGCUAAUUCUGUUACAAUGGAUGGACAAGGUUUGCAGAUCACUCCUGUUCCUGGUACACACCCGCUUCUAGUUUUUGUCAAUCCCAAAAGUGGCGGGAAGCAAGGAGAACGAAUUUACAGAAAAUUCCAGUAUCUUCUAAAUCCUCGUCAGGUUUACAGCCUUUCUGGAAAUGGACCAAUGCCAGGGUUACACUUUUUCCGUGACGUCCCUGACUUCAGAGUGUUAGCGUGCGGAGGAGAUGGGACCGUGGGCUGGAUUUUGGAUUGCAUAGAAAAGGCCAAUGUGGUCAAGCACCCUCCCGUUGCUAUACUGCCUCUCGGGACUGGCAAUGACCUAGCAAGAUGCCUGCGGUGGGGCGGAGGCUAUGAAGGUGAAAACCUAAUGAAGAUCCUAAGAGACAUUGAAAGCAGCACAGAAAUCAUGCUGGACAGGUGGAAGUUUGAAGUCACCCCCAACGACAAGGACGAGAAAGGAGACCCUGUGCCUUACAGCAUCAUCAACAACUACUUUUCCAUUGGCGUGGAUGCUUCCAUUGCACACAGAUUCCAUAUCAUGAGAGAAAAGCAUCCAGAGAAAUUCAACAGUCGAAUGAAGAACAAAUUUUGGUACUUUGAGUUUGGCACAUCUGAAACCUUCUCAGCCACCUGCAAGAAGCUACAUGAAUCAGUAGAAAUAGAAUGUGAUGGAGUACAGAUAGAUUUAAUAAACAUCUCUCUGGAAGGAAUUGCAAUUCUGAAUAUACCAAGCAUGCAUGGAGGAUCUAAUCUUUGGGGAGAGUCUAAAAAGAAAAGAAGCCAUCGGCGGAUAGAGAAAAAAGGCUCUGACAAAAGGCCCACACUCACGGAUGCGAAAGAGCUGAAGUUUGCAAGUCAAGAUCUGAGUGACCAGCUGCUGGAGGUUGUUGGCCUGGAAGGAGCAAUGGAAAUGGGCCAAAUAUACACGGGACUAAAAAGUGCAGGCCGGCGGCUGGCUCAGUGCUCCUGUGUGGUGAUCAGGACCAGCAAGUCCCUGCCAAUGCAGAUUGAUGGAGAGCCAUGGAUGCAGACCCCAUGCACGAUAAAAAUUACACACAAGAACCAAGCCCCGAUGCUGAUGGGUCCUCCCCCGAAAACUGGAUUAUUCUGCUCGCUCAUCAAAAGAACAAGGAACCGAAGCAAGGAGUGAACCUCUAUCACGAGAAAUUUAAGCAGAAUACUUGGGCCAUGGAACACUCUGAAACAUUUCCGGUCUCCUGCUCCUACAAAAUCAUGGGAUUAACAGUUUUUGUUAUUGAGCUGAUGUAAAAUUUGGCCAUUAGAGAGUCUGUUGUUUCUGUUCUUCUAGGCAUAUUUGCAUGAAAAAAGUAGAAGUUUCUAUGACACGCUGACGCAUAUUUUAGUUGCAUGCAUUCCCAUGGGGUUUUCUGUCUCCCACUCGCAUCUUACCCCAUUUCCAUUUACUGACUAUGAGGAAAAACCUGGGAAAGAUCAAAGAAGUAGGACGGGAAAUGAUUCUUGAUGUAAUUGCUGUCUUCGGCACUAAUAAGUAAGCUUGCAACAAUUCCUAGUGCAAACUGCCAUUCUUUGCUCAUUAGAGUCAGUGUAUCCGUGGUACUGGACCUGUGGCAUGAGAAAAAGCGUAAUUCAAAGAUGUUAUUAAAUAGCUGUGUUCUAUUAGAUACCGUGUUCUAUCUAAUAGUCUGGGUUUUUUUUUUCAACAUCUUUAUUCUUCUGAAUGGACAUUAGCAUACCAGACAUAAUAUUUUUCUUGUGUUAAAAAAAAAUAGAAAAUGGUAUUUAUUUUGUUUAGCUUUGUUUUUUUUUUUUUAAUUCCAAAGCCAUGAGUGAAAAUAUGUUACUGGCAGUAAUUAUGAUAAUACAACAAGCCUUAUUCCUUUCUGCGUAAGAGUCUGGACGCAAAUGCAAAACUCACAAUAGUAGUGAAAUAGAUGGUUUCAACGAUGUGCCUAGUGCAUCUGUUUCCCACCAGAGACUGAGAAAAGUAGAGUUAUUAUGAGUUUGUGAAAAGUAAAAUGUCAGAAGAAAGUGAGUUACCCACUUUUUGUGAUUAAAAGGCUCACCAUUCAAAACAAGUAAAUCAUACAGCACACUCAAAGCUCAGUGACCCAUUUCAUGGCAUUUGGUCCCUCUACUAUAUAUGACUGUGAUUUUUUAAAUGGAUCUGUUAAGUGCACUUCAAGAAGGUAAUAACUGCAUUGGUUUCUUCCAGGGCAGAUCGGAACCUGCAAUAAUACCGAGUUCACUGAAGCAAAUCAUGCAUGCAAUAAGCCCCUAACGACUCAUUCAUUCCAGCCCCGUCUCUAUGCCAUUUCAAAUGUUCGGUAACAUAUAAUGGCCUGGCUCACAGUUUGAGGUGUUCAUGGCAUGGUUUGGUCUCUGAAUGUUUACAGAAAUGUGGAACUCAGAGAAACACAGUGUUUCUCUGAGGCUAUCAUAUGAAAUGAAAUUCUUCUGGGCAGUCUCAGUGUAGUCCAGUCACCCUGACCUGCAUCUCCUCACUGCAUGUUUUAUGUUUUCGAACACCACGCCAUCAGGAAAACAAGUACUUGAAAUGCAUGAUUUAUCAGCUUUCCUCUCUGCUCGGCAUUAAAGUGCUAAUGAUUUAUCAGUUCUAUUUUUCUAUUGAUUAUUUCAUCUUUGAAUAACAAAUAGCAGUUAGUGAUUCUGUUGAACACAACCCUGUGCAUGGAUUUAUUGAUUUCAAGUGAAAUUGCUGUAAUUUUAGCUCUUUGGUUUGAAAACUCAAGAGUAUGCUGUUGUAUCAAAUAGCUGCUCUCAAGCAAUGUUCUGUAAUGAAAGAUUAUGUAUAAAGUGUAUUCCUUUAGUAUUCCAGGAACAUUGGAUGCUAAAUACCAAUCAACAUUAACUUUAAUUGCUUUAAAAAUAAAGGCUUUUGAAUAGAUUUAAGAUAAAAUUUAGCUUACCCAGGAAAAUUAUGAUUAAAAUUGCAAAUUCAGUACAGCAAUCAGUUGUUCCUAGUAUACUGAUAAUAAAAUAGUCAUUCAUUAGAGCAGCGAUCUAGACCAAGAGAAUGUUCAAAGCAACCACAAAUGCAUCACUGACAUAAUGUUACAUAAUACUCUGCUUUUGCGCAUCUAGGACUACAGGUGAUAAAUGUUUCUGCACAAGUUCAUCUGGUUUCUACCAUGGGCAGGCAGACCUUGUGCCAAAAUGUCAUUUUGAAUCAACAAAUUAUCUCAUGCUCUGGAGGACACUAAGGCAGUUGCGGUUUCUGAGUCGUCUGCAGCAUCUGUGUGCUGGGAAGCGAUUACCGAAAACUCAAGAAGUGGCCUGUAUGAUUUCAGCAGCUGAAGCAGUGGGCCCUGCUGCACUUCAGCAGAGCUACAUGAUCACAACCAGGGCCGACAGGCACCACAUUUCAAUCCAUUAGAUUCACAGAAAACACUAAUAAGUCUUCAAAAAGGAAUCAAAUUUUACUUUUCUAAACGCAUUUUUUUUUUUAAAGAUAAUUGAUGUGCUUGCCCUUCGAGUACACUACUCCUGGGGUUUGGAAAGUAGUUUUUUUUUAAUCUACUUUGAUGGUUUUGAAAUCAGAGAAGAUAUUCUCUUCUUUUUUUAAUGACAGCUUCAUGUGAAGAAUAUAUAUUUUAAGGAAAAUUCUAAAUGGAAAGUUCUAUGGCAUAUUAAAAUACUGAAUAAUGAAUGUUAGCUUUACAAAAUGGAAACUUUUCUUCCAGGAGCGUGGGUAUUGUAGAUGUUGAGUCAACCUCUUUUAACUAGAGUAGACAAGGGUGAGAGGAUCUUGGGGGUAGAGUUUUGUACCCUGCUAACCACUGCCAAACACUAAACAGAGAUGACAAAUUCCUGAACAAACAUAGACAUGCACACUUUCAGAAAUUAGGAAAGGUGAUACCUGUGUGGAUCCAGAAUUUCAGAGCUCAUAUAUGUGUGUUCUCACUUCACAAUGAGUGUGCAUCAUAUGCAUUUGAUGGGGCUUGUGGGUGUAGCCGUUCUAGAUCUAACUGGUUAGGUGUUCCAUGUAGACUGUCUCUUAGGGGCAAAAGUAUAAAACAGUGAGCACCUCUGAGUCACACAUGCAUUCCCCAGUUUGUUCAGCUGUCUGGUAUCAGGGACGGGGCAAGUACUGUUUCCACAGCAGAGUCUGUGUGGGUCUGAGAUUACCUAUGUUACUCAAACAAGACAGGGUGUUCAAUGGUUCCUUUCCUUUCUCUGUUAGUGUCAGCUGGCUUUCUGUUGGUUUUGAAAAGAACAAUGUAUUUUUAUGGUACAUAUAACCCACAAUGAAUUAAUCAAUGCAUAAUGUAGAUUCCACAGUAAAAGAUAAACCCUCCUAGCUUAUGUUGAGGCUGUGUAACUAAAUAAAAAAUGGUAAAUAAAUCUCCGAAAAGCUUUUCAUUCUGUGAAAGACAGAAAUCAUACCCUUAAACCAGCCAAUUAAAUUGCAGUGUGUUUAAAGAUUUGAGUAAAUUCUCGUUUGAACCUUUCUAUAUAUUCUUAUUGUGUUUAAAACAGAGGGUUCGUUUAAUUAAAGUAUCUUAAUUAUUUUCUCAAAAAGUGUUAUGUACAAAUCCUGGUUUUUGAAAUAAAAGUGUUAACCAUU
Molecule: messenger RNA, 5848 nt
Organism: Psammomys obesus (fat sand rat)
Lineage: Eukaryota; Metazoa; Chordata; Mammalia; Rodentia; Muridae
Gene: Dgkb
Product: diacylglycerol kinase beta
Exons: 25
Coding region: 23-2431 (802 amino acids)
Biological process (GO): intracellular signal transduction; lipid phosphorylation; diacylglycerol metabolic process
Cellular component (GO): plasma membrane
Molecular function (GO): calcium ion binding; ATP-dependent diacylglycerol kinase activity
Source: RefSeq, a predicted model, not a curated record